CAUCAGCAUCAUGUUCCUGCCGCCUAACACCAUGCCACUGCUCCAGCAGAUGGAUCAGCAGGUCAUCGCCAAUUUCAAAAAACUCUACACCAAGGAGCUUUUCAGGCGAUGCUUCGAGGUGACUGAUUGCACCACCUUCACCCUGCGGGAAUUCUGGAAGGACCACUUCGACAUUGUCACCUGCUUGAAGAUGAUCACCACGGCCUGGAACGGGAUCAGCCAGAGAAAUUUGAAUUGCGCUUGGCGCAGCCUGUGGCCGGACUGUGUGGCACCAAGUGACUCUGAUGCACCAGAGUCAACAGUGGUGCAGGACAUUGUUGCCUUGGGGAGGACCAUGGGCCUGGAGGUCACAGAGGAGGACAUCAGCGAGCUGGUGGAGUAGCACGACCACGAGCUGACCACCCAGGAGCUGGUCGAACUGCAGGCAGAGGCUGCACAGGAGCAGGCCUCGCUGGAAGAGGAGGAAGCAACUGAGGAACAGCUGUCCUCCAAAGAACUGAGGGACAUUUGCCAGAAGUGGAAGGAUGUGCAGGCUUUUGCACAGCGGCACCACCCUGACAAGCAUGUGGCACAUGACCUUGUGAACACUUUUGAUACGAGGGUCAUGUCGCCUUUCAGGAAGGUGCUGAAAAGGCGGAUGAAGCAGCAGACCAUGGACAGGUUCUUCAGCAAGAAGCAAAGAGUGGAAGAGGAACCUUCUUCGAGUGGGAACCCCUUUUUCGGGGCUCUGAAACGACGUGGGGUGAGCAGCGCGGUGUUUUGAAUCGACUGCUACUUUUGUGGAGUGAAGCCACAUAGCCGUUGCCGGAGAGCGCUGACUUUUUCCUGUGGACAAUUGGACUCUAAAACAAGUACCCGUGAGUAGAAACGGAAAAAAUGGAUUAAGAAACAUGUUAAUUUGGCACCGAAGCGGGAAGGUUCAAAACAGGAAGUCCGCCUUCCGCUUUUUGUAAAUAGACUGAAGCAAAAACCUUGUAAGCUAAUAGCCUGGAAAGUCGCUUACAAAGGUCGAAAUU
Messenger RNA from Podarcis raffonei (Aeolian wall lizard), 1016 nucleotides. RefSeq names its product jerky protein homolog-like. The coding region runs from base 11 to 382 and encodes 123 amino acids. The record is from RefSeq and is a predicted model, not a curated record. Lineage: Eukaryota; Metazoa; Chordata; Lepidosauria; Squamata; Lacertidae. Gene Ontology annotation, molecular function: nucleic acid binding. The transcript is spliced from 2 exons.